AUGCUGCUAACCGGCCAUCCUUAUCCUGGCCUUACUUCCACUUCUUCGUUGCCCCCAUCGUCGAUGAUAAAAGCUGCGGCCCAUGCCCGUCUUUACAGGGAGCUCGCGAUUGCCGCAACUCCGAACGGUCUCCUGAUCAAACCGACCUCCGAGUCUGCCACUGAUUCAUCUUCGAUACUUCAAAUCUCAUGGGGCCCCACUCCUAUUGUGAGGGAUGUCGAUAUAUCCUCUACAACCGAAGAUAUCGAGUGGUCCGAUUGUCCUGUUGUGUUUGGUAUCGUUGGCAUAGUGUCCCUGUUCCGAGUGUUAAAUUACCCGAUUUAUGCGGUCAAAGAAGUGGUGGCGAUACCGUUAGAGGAAAGAGGCGCCAUCGGUUUCUUGAAGGUACUUCGCGAGGGAAGUCCUUCUCAUUUGAAGCGUCGUGAGAGCAUUUCAAGCGCCACCAGCAUGGACCAGUCGGAUGCCUUGUCUGCGUCAAACAGCGAGGAAGACGCGGAAAGAUUUUCGGACGGGUCUCCUGUGGUCAACAUGGCUUCCACAGCCUCAGAGGGCCACCCGUUGCCCUCCAUUACAAAAUCUUUUUUCUCGCGCUUUAUAUUCUGGAAAUCACAAUCGAAGAACCGGGAUUCCACGCAUUUCGGAAGUGUGCCAUUUCAGGCUGGGCACCAACCUCUCCAUUCUUCAUCCCAACAACCCGUUGUGAAGGAAAUGCAGCAUGCGAUCCCUACGGACUCUACGGUUCCGGACGUUCCUGAAAACGGGCCGGCUGAUCAAGAGAAGAGUGUCCAGCUUGACCUGAAGGUCAUAAAGCAAUGCAUUAAACUUUUCAGUCGUGAGAUGUUCUUUUCUUAUGAUUUUGACAUCACAACGGCACUGCAGAGAAAGCAUCAGAAAUUAAUGGAGAUUGAUCGUAAUUUGCAUCUGUUAAAUGCAGUUUCUGACGAGACGACAACGUCUGCUAAUGUCACGACACUCUCCGAGCCACACCCCAAUUUCCCGCUAUGGAGACGGGUUGACCGUCGUUUCUGGUGGAAUGAAGAUAUUUCAUCAAUGUUUGUGGAAGCUGGAUUGCAUGACUAUGUUCUUCCCUUGAUGCAAGGGUAUAUUCAAUUUUCUCAUUUUUCUGUCACCCCGGAGAGGAUUGCGUCCGAUAUACCUGAGGACUGUGACGACGACGAGGUAGGACCGGCGAACAUGAUGAACUUUUGUAUUAUAUCGCCGGCGGGGAUUGAUGAAGAUGCAAAUGUGGCGAAUUUCGUCGAGACGGAGACCAUCCUACAGACAUUUAGGGAAGGAUGCCAGAACGUCCUGAGUUAUAUACAAAUCAGAGGCUCCAUUCCUCUAUACUGGUCCCAAUCUGGGGCAAGCCUCAAACCAGUUCCCACGUUGGACCGCACCCAUAGCGAACGCCUUUACGCCCUUAAACGACAUUUCGAGAAGCUUAUGAGAUAUAUGGGCCACAGGUGCCUUUCUUCGGGACCUGGAAAUUCUGUAGUACUUAAUCUGGCAGAGACCACGGGGAAAGAAGGACUUGUAACAAAUGAAUACCGGGAUGCCCUGGAAGAAGCCAACAUCCCUGGAUUAUCAUUCGAUUUCCAUGCGGAAUGCAAAGGAAUGAAGUAUGAGAACAUCUCCAAAUUGAUUACUUCCCUCGAACGCCCAUUCUCGAGUCAGGGCUUCUUCUGGGUGAAUACGGAAGGAGUUCUGUCUUUGCAAAAUGGUGUCUUUAGGGUUAACUGCAUUGAUUGCCUUGACCGGACCAACGUUGUUCAGAGUGCCAUUGACCGACACAUGUUAGACGUGCAGCUGCAAGCACUGGCCAUUGUACCCUCACCGGCCCAAAACAAAGAGAUUGAUAUGAUAUUCAAUGAUGUUUGGGCUAAUAAUGGAGACGCCAUAAGCCGCACUUACGCGGGGACAUCUGCUCUCAAGGUCUAUAUCGCAGGGAUGCUCAAUGAUGGCGUCAACUCCCUCGCACGGAUGUACGCCGCAACAUUCUCAGAUUUUUUAUCUCAGGCCAUAAUCGACUUCGUCCUCGGACAUCGCGGUUUGAGCGUGUUUACCGAAUUCAUGACGAAUAUGCAGGCCACUGACCCCAGGGAGCUUAUUCGGAUAUCAAAGAUCAGAGUCAUUGCCAUUGACAUCUGCACGGCGUUGCUAGUGCAAGAAGGGGAGGAAGUUAAAGGCGGCUGGACACUCUUCUCGCCUUCACAGCCUAACAUCAAGAUCAGUAAUUCCUUUGAAGAGAAAGUCCUUCUAUUGACAUCGGCCGCGUUGUACAUCGUUAGUUAUGACUAUUCACUCGACAAAGUGAAAGUCUUCACCAGAGUGCCAUUCCACGACAUAACUGGGAUUCAGAAAGGUGCAUACAUACUCUCUCCAAUGCAGGAAGCGGGAAGAGAUCAUUCCCAUAACUAUGGUUUUGUCAUCUCGUACCGUCCAUCGAAAGAGGUGGUGACGAGGGCGACCACCUACAGCAUCAGGAACACUCCCCCGCCAAACCCACCCAAUGGAGACGAUCCGUUGUCUUCCAGCGUGGACGUUCCCUUGAGUGAGAUGAUUCAGAUUAAGGACGAGCCGACAUCAUUUAGGCUUCCCUCGAAAUCCGGAGGCUCAUCCAUAUCAAAACCGGAGCCGAAGGGACGAUCAUCCACAUUGGCUCGGGCGUUUUCCGUCGUUCCCACUAAUACUGACAUUGUGGAAGUGGCGUUCAAGUCACUGCCUGUCGAAUACGGUCAGGAUCGUGAAGGGUCUGAUGCACCUGAUUGGGAGAGGUCAUCAGCUGGAGUGACGCAUCGAGCCAAAACUUGCCGGGAGAAUGUAGAAGCGAUUUGCGCUCUCAUUGUGCGCACCUGCCAAGAUGUGGGAUACACACCGCUUGUGACUUCAAAGGAUGUGGUAAGCCUUGAAGAGGCUAGAAGAUCUACGCCCGUUUUUGCCAAGGCGGAGUAUGCAUUUAAGCGCUUACUUUGGGGAGGUUGA
Messenger RNA from Cantharellus anzutake, 2982 nucleotides. Its product is annotated as SacI homology domain-containing protein. Gene Ontology annotation, biological process: phosphatidylinositol dephosphorylation. The record is from RefSeq and is a predicted model, not a curated record. Gene Ontology annotation, cellular component: endoplasmic reticulum. The coding region runs from base 1 to 2982 and encodes 993 amino acids. The transcript is spliced from 20 exons. Lineage: Eukaryota; Fungi; Basidiomycota; Agaricomycetes; Cantharellales; Hydnaceae. Gene Ontology annotation, molecular function: phosphatidylinositol-4-phosphate phosphatase activity.